Molecule: messenger RNA, 1586 nt
Organism: Fopius arisanus
Lineage: Eukaryota; Metazoa; Arthropoda; Insecta; Hymenoptera; Braconidae
Exons: 10
Coding region: 29-1519 (496 amino acids)
Cellular component (GO): extracellular region
Source: RefSeq, a predicted model, not a curated record
UGCACUGCUUCAAGUGUAUCCAUCCACAAUGUCAACAAUUUUGUAUUUGGUGGUAUUAAGUCUUGCUGUGUUUGUCAAUGGUCAGGCUGACUAUUGCGAUGUCGAGUCUUGCGAACCCAAGGGACCGCAUACCGUUUGCGAAUAUCCGUGGGAGGAACCCUCUGAUGACUGCGGCGAACUAUCCCAAAUCGGAGUGACUGAUGAAGAAAAGCAGACAAUCCUCGACAGACACAAUCACUGGAGACGAUACGUUGCUGCUGGCAAGGAGAAGAGGGGUAAUCCUGGACCCCAGCCCGCUGCCACCGAUAUGGAAGACCUGGAAUGGGACGACGAACUAGCCUACAUCGCGCAGAGAUGGGCUAAUCAGUGUAAUGAUGUUCAUGACGAUUGUCACGAUACAUAUCAAGAACAAGUGGGACAGAAUUUGAAUUGGGGUGCGUGGAGUGACGGUUAUCAUCCUAAUGUUAUCAGAGACUUGGUGGACAAUUGGUACAACGAAGUGGAGCAUUUCAAUGCCAACACCGUGUCGUCUCUUAAGCCGAAACCACCAGGUGUCAAGCUGUACCAUUACGUGCAAAUGGUUUGGGCGGAUACCAAACGUAUUGGUUGCGGUAUCACAAAAUAUACCCGAAAUGGUCCCACCAAGGCCAACCCCAAUGCCUGGCCGGAAUUGUUCCUCGUCUGCAAUUAUGGCCCAACUGGGGUCAUCCUGGAUUGGCCACUGUACAAGACAUGCCCGAGAGUAGUAACGCUUUCCUGUUGUGAUUAUCUACUGAGACAUCACGAACAGUUUAAAUAUCGAGUUCUGAAUCGAUUCUUUACAGUAGGACAUUCCAGGAUGGGUAGAAUAUUGAGGCAGUUACUGCUACUCUGUUUCAUAGCAUUCAUCAAUGGACAAAAAUACUGUGAUCUCAGUUCCUGCGGACAGAGUAAUCACACUCUAUGUGAAUAUCCUUCAUCAGAUCCUGCUAGCUCGUGUGGGGAAAUAGGAAUCGUAGGGGUCACCGAGGAAUUGAAAAACGCCAUCCUCAAGAAGCACAAUGAUUACCGAGCUUAUGUUGCCAGUGGACAGGAAACAAGAGGCACCAACAAUGGUCAACCUGGUGCUACAAAUCUCGGACCUCUGUCAUGGAAUAAUGAAGUAGCAGAGAUAGCGCAACGAUGGGCUAUUCAAUGUAAAUUUGCUCAUGAUGAUUGUCGGAAUACAGCGGACCAUUACGUGGGACAGAAUAUUGCGGGACUCGGUUGGAGUGAUCACUUCCAUGAUGAGGAUAAUAUCGCUGAUCUGGUGGAUAGUUGGUACAACGAAGUGGAUAAAGUUGACAGGAAUAUCGUGUCAUCAUACCAAUUUUCUAAAGAUACUGGGCAUUAUACCCAGCUGGUCUGGGCUGAAACCAAGGAGGUGGGCUGUGGUGUCAUUAAGUACCAUAGGUCUGGAGAAUGGUACAACACCUACCUCGUAUGCAACUACUCCCCAGGAGGGAACAUCAUCGGUGCGCGGAUUUAUCAGACCUCUUAAUGAGAAUCCUAAUUUAUCGUUUGUAUUUCUGGCCCCGCCACUAGGCCCAUUUGGUUGAUUCAAUAAA